This is a messenger RNA of Symbiodinium sp. CCMP2592, 1899 nucleotides long. The record is from the annotation of a GenBank genome assembly. Lineage: Eukaryota; Dinophyceae; Suessiales; Symbiodiniaceae.
AUGGGCACCUGCAGCAGCACCACCUACCGCCGGAGCGUUUCCGGAACUGCGCUGGACCCUUUGCAACUUGCGUGGCAAGGAGCUUUUGCUGCUUCGGCAUCGUCGAAUUCGCUUGGUGAUCUCCACCGCACAACAACCUUCGCGAUGACUUAUCCGAUGUAUGUGGUUGCUUUGGAGGUGUUCAUGAAGAUGACGGAGGUCCGACCGCACGAGGAGCUGCUGGAAAAAGGCGUGGUCAUCCAGUACAACCAGAGCAUGGGAGAUGUCAUCUUCGUGUCGCACCAGUGGACGAGCUACACUCACCCGGAUCCCCACUUCCAUCAGCUGCGGGUGCUACAGCAGGCGCUGACAAACCUCCUGACGAAGAUGACAACGGUCCACCCGCAGUUCAUGAACUUCGUACCUGUCGGGAGCCGCCAGCGGUUGACGGCAGAAGAGCUGUUGGAGAGAAAGCUUUUUCUGUGGUACGACUUCUUCGCAUGCCCACAGCUGGAGGCGAGAUCGGACUCUCAAGACAUCAAACCCUCUCUGCAGAACGCAGUGGACAGCAUCCCCUCCUAUGUCCAGAUGUCACGGUUUUUCUUUGUUCUGGCACCCGUCAUGGAGCAUGCGGAGAACGGCAAAAUGCUGAGCAAGCACAGCUGGAGAUCUCGUGGCUGGUGUCGCACAGAACGCGUUGCUCGAGAGCUGACUUGCACGGAUUCCCGAAUGGUCGUCGUGGAAAGCGCAGAGCAUCAGUAUCUCAUGGUUCCGUUCGACUCCUGGCUGCGGCCGGCUGGCGAGGGCCAGUUUACAGUGGCCAGUGACCGCGAGCGAGUCGUUGAGCUUCUGCGAAGUAUGGUCCAAAGGAAGCUCGACUCGCUGCUGAGGCGCAAGGACAUUCACGGGUAUCGGCUCCUGCUCAACAUGCAGCACGUCCAUCUUCAGAUGAGGAUCGGCGAGUGUCGGAAGUGCAGCCCCAGCCCAAGCUCAGACAAGGAGGCGGAGGAUUUAGUGGCCAGCUUCCUGGAGGAGAACAGAUUCAAGACCGUUACCGACCGCGAACACGGAUGGACCCCGGCUUGCUUUGCUGCUUUGCGCGGGGAUUUGCCGCUGCUCAAGGCCAUACUCCAGCAGGGCGCAAAUGUGAACGAGCGCAUGAAGUCGAAGGAGCUUCAGUUUCAUGCAGAGCCGGGAAUGAGUUUGUUGCAUCUUGCAGCACAGUUUGGGAACAACGAAGCACUCCAGCUGCUGAUCCAGGAGAAGGCCGAGCUCAACAGCCAGGACCAGUUGGGAAUGUCUCCUCUGCAUCGGGCGACUCUGGGUGACAAUGCCGUGGGUGUUCAGCUGCUACUCCAGGCAGGGUCGGACCCGGCCUGCCGCGAGAAGAUCGCCAAGUUCACAGCCAUGGGCCCGGCGGCCGCCUGGGGCUCUCUCCGAGGCAUCCAUGCGAUCAUGGAGCACAGCCCGCUGAGGGAGUUCCGGUGGUGCCUGCAUGUGGCGGUCCUUGGCGAAGGAUCAUCCGUAGAAAUGGUGACGACCUUGAUUGCAGCGGGAGCGGCCUUGGAUGAAACGCUGGAUCUGAAUCUGCCGACUUGUCCCAGCCCAAAACGAUGGAAGCUCUUCCAGGCCGUCCUCAAGCAAGCAUAUGGCCCUUCGAUGAGCUUCAUGAUCGCGAAUGCCGUGGGUGCUACGCCGUUGACUUGCAGCCUUCUCGUCGGCUCGUUUGAGGCGACGGCGGCGUUGCUGGCUGCCCAGGCGGACGUGGACCAGAGAAAUGCAUGCGGCGCAUCCCCGAUCGAGAUCGCUAGGGCCGUGGGUGCGCCGGACUUUGUAAUGAAAGGUUUGCGGGGGGACCUGGAGGACUGUAUCCAGAUGGUCUCUGCCUCUGAUGCUCAACAGCUUUUCCUUUGUGUUUGA